UUUGUUUUACUCGAAUUGGCCCUGCACCUGUGGCUAAAGUUAUAAAUAAUUUUUAUUAUUUUAUUUACCAAAAUCCAUGCAUCAAGAUGACGGAGGUACGCAUACGUCCUCGGCAAGUCCUGGUGCUCAUCAUUGUCUUCAUAAUUGUGCUAAUGAUGGUCCAUCGGAAUGGGAAACGCACCUGCCAGGGGCCAGAAUACCUUCAGGCUCUUUAUGCCGAGCAACAGGCGGACACGUUGACCAAAAUCUAUGCCAUAACGCCGACAUAUUCACGCCCAGCCCAGAAGGCUGAACUGACACGCCUAUCUCAUUUAUUUAUGUUGGUGCCAAGUCUCCAUUGGAUCAUUGUGGAGGAUUCAAAUGUCACCACACCCCUGGUCACGAAUCUCUUGCAUAGAGCGGGCAUAGAGAAACGCUCUACCCAAUUGAAUAUCAAGACGCCGCCGGAGUUCAAGCUGCAGGGAAAAGAUCCCAAUUGGAUUAAACCUCGCGGUGUUGAGCAACGUAAUCUGGCGCUAACCUGGCUGCGCAGUCAUCACGAUAACGACCAUCAUGGGAUUGUUUUCUUUAUGGACGAUGACAAUUCCUAUUCUGUAGAAUUGUUUCUUGAAAUGUUAAAAAUCCAGCCAGGACGUGUGGGCGUCUGGCCCGUUGGCCUUGUGGGUGGUCUAAUGGUGGAAAAACCACUGCUCAAUGACGACAAAACGCAAGUGGUUGGAUUCAAUGCCGCUUGGCGGCCAGAGCGUCCUUUUCCCAUUGACAUGGCCGCUUUUGCCAUUAGCAUGGACUUGUUUAUUAAAAAUCCACAGGCUGUCUUCUCCUACGAUGUGCAGCGUGGCUAUCAAGAGUCAGAGAUUCUACGCCACCUGACCACACGGGAACAACUGCAGCCGUUGGCCAAUCAGUGUCGUGAUGUUCUGGUCUGGCAUACACGGACGGAAAAAACGAAACUCACCUCCGAGGAGGCACUACAACGUCAGGGCAAACGUUCCGAUGGCGGCAUGGAGGUUUAGAUAAUUAAGCCAAAAGUCUUUAAUGUAAAUUAACGAGCGCUCCGCACUUUUACCUAUCCUUAACCUAUCAAUGUACAUAUGUAUGAUAAAUCUAUCCUACUUAAACAUAAGCAGGUGAACUGAUUAAGUUCGUCUUCCUAGAGAUUUUACUAUGUGUAUUUUGUCAAAUGUAUGUGAGAUUUAUAUUAAUAAUUAUGUCUACUCAAUUCUAUAUAUAUAUUAAACUAAGCCACUAAGAGUGACACAUUCGUGUGUCAUCUAAAGGUUGUAAAACAUAUCAAGCAAAUCAAUCUUUUAUUAAAAUCCCAAGCUCUUUGAUUGAUCUAGGUUCAUUCUAAACUGUAUAAUUCCCAUCUAUUAAUACUCCAAAGUAUGUCAAACCCAUAAAUAAUCGAAGUCUAUAAGAUAAUGGAUAAACACAUGUGAAAUAGUACAGUAAAUACGAUUUUA
Messenger RNA from Drosophila willistoni, 1463 nucleotides. It is a transcript of the gene GlcAT-I, whose product is annotated as galactosylgalactosylxylosylprotein 3-beta-glucuronosyltransferase I. Bases 87 to 1013 code for a protein of 308 amino acids. Gene Ontology annotation, biological process: carbohydrate metabolic process; chondroitin sulfate proteoglycan biosynthetic process. The transcript is spliced from 2 exons. Gene Ontology annotation, cellular component: Golgi membrane. Lineage: Eukaryota; Metazoa; Arthropoda; Insecta; Diptera; Drosophilidae. Gene Ontology annotation, molecular function: galactosylgalactosylxylosylprotein 3-beta-glucuronosyltransferase activity. The record is from RefSeq and is a predicted model, not a curated record.